CUUUUAUUGUACAUGUGUACACAUGAGUUGGUCAUCGGACCAGCAAGAAAUUGAUUGUGCCGCAAAUGUAUAUUACAGUUGACCAAAAGGGUUACACGUGAAGAGACAUCCAAUGUCCCAUUAUCAAAAUGCUGUAAAAGAAAGUAAUUUCAACAUUUCACAAGGGAGACUAAUAAAGGUUCAAGCAAGAGGCGAUAUAUGAUAACAAUUUAAUGGCAAUUACGAUCAAAUCCGUUGCUAUGGAAACGCCCAUGUUGUAAAAGUCAGCCUAUGAAUACAGUAUACGACAAGGCAAUAAAGUAGAUAUAGUAACUGCAGUUGCGUUCAUUCAUUCACGGCAUACAUUUCAGGCUGGCGCUGUGUGUUAAUUUUAAUUGGGACUAUUUAAAAAAAAAUAUAAUUAUUUGCAGUACAUCUGGUAAAACUAGGCCUACACACAACUGUACUUACGUUUGUCUUCAUUUUGUAGCUGUAGUGUUGCAGGAUAAUGAUAAUGUUGCGUUUGUUGAUCAGAUGCCCUUGCAUCUCAGGAAAACGAGUCUCCCAAAAUACUACUAAUUAAACCACAGAUGAAUAUAUACGAACCGCACAAAAUGAUUGCUAUUGUGCAAUGGUUGCUGCUCACGUUACUGUUAACUGUUUCUUUUACAUAUGGUGUUCAAAACAACGAGAGAAAAGUUGCAGUUAUGAAGGGAGAAUUAAUGCUUGGCGCUCUGUUUUCACUGCACGAACGUCCACAGGCCGGAUCUAGGAUUUGCGGAAAGAUUAGAGAACAAUACGGCAUCCAGCGAGUUGAGGCUACAUUUAAAACAAUAGAAAAAAUCAACAAUAACAGCAAUAUUUUACCCGACAUAAAGUUAGGAGUAGAGAUUCGAGAUUCCUGUUGGUACGAACAGGUAGCGUUGGAACAGAGUAUAAAGUUUAUUAGUGAUUCUAUACAAAGAGACGCUGCUCCAGAUGCGAAACAGGAGAAUUUAAAUUGCAGCAGGAAAUCGACGAAACCAAUAGUGGGUGUUAUAGGCCCAGGUUCAAGUCAAGUCACAAUACAAGUUCAGAAUCUCCUUCAGUUGUUUUCUAUUCCACAAAUUGGUUAUUCCGCAAGCAGCCCUGAUCUAAGUAAUAAGAAAUUAUAUGAAUACUUCUUGCGAGUCGUACCAUCGGAUGAACUUCAAGCGCGUGUAAUGGUGGACUUCUUAAAACAGUUUGGCUGGACGUACGUUCAUGCUGUACAUUCAGACGGUAAGAUUCGAAUUUUUAUUCCCCCAAGCACACAC
Molecule: messenger RNA, 1274 nt
Organism: Anneissia japonica
Lineage: Eukaryota; Metazoa; Echinodermata; Crinoidea; Comatulida; Comatulidae
Product: metabotropic glutamate receptor 5-like
Exons: 2
Biological process (GO): G protein-coupled glutamate receptor signaling pathway; regulation of synaptic transmission, glutamatergic
Cellular component (GO): postsynaptic density membrane
Molecular function (GO): G protein-coupled receptor activity involved in regulation of postsynaptic membrane potential; adenylate cyclase inhibiting G protein-coupled glutamate receptor activity
Source: RefSeq, a predicted model, not a curated record